AUGGGAGAAAGGAGUUGGUAUAAUACAAGAGAAGAGAUAGAAGUAAAGUCUCCAUCGAGACUAGACGGUAUCGACUUAAAGCAAGAGAGUUUCCAACGUUGGUCUUACUCUACUUUCCUCCAAGAGCUUGGCAAGACUCUAAACAAUCAUCAGAAAUCAAUAGCUACAUCGAUAGUCCUAUGCCAAAGAUUCUUCACUCGCCAAUCUCUGGCGAAGAACGACCCCAAAAUAAUCAGCAUCAUAUGUAUGUUUAUCGCUGGAAAAGUCGAAGGGUCUCCUAGACCGGUUGGUGAUGUCAUCUCCAAGGCUUACUGGCUUUUACAUGGCAAGGAACCAUCGACGGAGGUGUGCGAGAGAUUGAAGGGGACUGUGCUAACCGGUGAGAAGUUUGUGAUGUCGACGUUAAGGUUUGAUCUCGAAAUCGAACACCCUUAUGAACCGGCUCUGGAUUGGGUUAGGAGAUCGGUUAAGGUCGAGAUGGAUGCUAGGAAAGUGUCUCAGGGUGCGUGGAAUUUCAUUAAUGACAGUUUAAGGUCGUCACUUUGUUUGCAGUUCAGGCCGCGUCAGAUCGCUGCGGCUGCUAUAUAUCUCGGCUCGGGCAUUAUGAAGGUGAAGUUACCAUGUGAUGGGGAGAAAGAUUGGUGGCUAGAGUUCGGUGUAACGAAACGUCAAUUAAUAGAUAUUUGUAACCAGAUGCUCGGAAUUUACCAACAAGAUUUCCUCGUUCCGGUUAUACAUAAGGACUAG
Eruca vesicaria subsp. sativa (arugula) is the source of this 747-nucleotide messenger RNA. Lineage: Eukaryota; Viridiplantae; Streptophyta; Magnoliopsida; Brassicales; Brassicaceae. The record is from the annotation of a GenBank genome assembly.